AUGACCUCCGAAUCCAACACAUCCCAAAACACAACCUACACAACCCUCCUCACCACCCUCCCCCUCCUCUCCAUAACCCCCUACCUCCUCACCCCAAACCUCCCCCUCCUAACCCGCCUCCUCGCCAUAAAAUCCCUCCUGGCGACCUUCUUCCUUCUAUACGUCCUCAAGCCCCAAGAUACGGGGUUUCCCGCCUUAAACGCCUGGGCCGCCUCUUCUUCCAAGCCAACUCCCACACUAGAGUCAACGACGAGCAGAAGAGGAAGAAGAACGCAGAUCCAGGUUCGACCGGGGGUUUUUCGCGAUCUGGACCUUUCGCUGAUGGGCGAGAAUGGGAAAUCUCCCCUCUUGAUCUGGUUGCCUUACCUCAACAUCGCGCUGGCGGGUGUGCUCGCUCUCUCGGGCCUCGUGAAUGAUCGACUACCAUUGUCGCUGGCUUGGCUGCCUGCUCUCGUCUAUGGGCUCGUGGUAGCGGCGAAGGCUGUCAUGGCGGGCGUGGAUCCUGAGAGUGAGCUGAGGGCGCUCAAGUAUGAUUACAAGGGCGCCUAG
Scedosporium apiospermum is the source of this 549-nucleotide messenger RNA. RefSeq lists its product as uncharacterized. Bases 1 to 549 code for a protein of 182 amino acids. The record is from RefSeq and is a predicted model, not a curated record. The transcript is spliced from 2 exons. Lineage: Eukaryota; Fungi; Ascomycota; Sordariomycetes; Microascales; Microascaceae.